Molecule: messenger RNA, 1932 nt
Organism: Cricetulus griseus (Chinese hamster)
Lineage: Eukaryota; Metazoa; Chordata; Mammalia; Rodentia; Cricetidae
Source: RefSeq, a predicted model, not a curated record
CCUGGCCCGAACCUGGGUGACCCGCUCUCUCCUCCUCCUCCCAGCCUUGGGUCCGCGGAGCCCCGCAGGCCCCCGACGCCCUGCGCCUUCUCUCCCCGAGGUGGCCAUGGAUGCGGCGACGCUGCCUCCCACGCCGCCCUCUCCCCGGGGCAACCCAGCCUCUCGGACCAUCCACAUCGAGUUCCCUCAUCACAGCUCCUCGCUGCUGGAGUCCCUGAACCGCCACAGGCUGGAGGGCAAGUUCUGUGAUGUGUCCCUCCUGGUUCAGGGCAGGGAGCUCAGGGCUCACAAGGCGGUGUUGGCCGCUGCCUCGCCUUACUUCCACGACAAGCUGCUUUUGGGGGAUGCGCCCCGACUCACUUUGCCGAGUGUCAUCGAGGCAGACGCCUUCGAGGGACUCCUUCAGCUCAUUUACUCGGGGCGCCUCCGCCUGCCGCUCGAUGCUCUCCCUGCCCAUCUCCUUGUCGCCAGUGGCCUGCAGAUGUGGCAGGUGGUGGACCAGUGCUCGGAGAUUCUUCGAGAACUAGAGACAUCGGGUGGUGGUGGAGUCUCGGCUGGCGGAGGAGCCUCCUACCACACAGUUCUUUCCACAACCUCUCCGGGAGGCUGGUGCAUCCGGUCCUCCCCUUUCCAGAGCACAGCGCGGUCCUCUGCUCCCACAGAGAGCUCGGCUUCUACUGAGAGCCCCGUGGGAGGGGAGGGGAGCAAAGUGGAAGAAGGAGUGUUAGAGAUUCAGGUGAAGGAGGAGGAGGACGAGCAGGGGUCAGCAGCCCCGCUCUUCCAGACUCCUCAGCCUCAGAGAGUAUCCGGAGGGUUUCCCCACGCCUGUGCACCCCACCCACUGCCCACAUCUGCUCUUCCCAGCAAGCCUCCGGAGGAGGAGAAUUCAGCCCUUGAGCCUCCUGCCCCUCCUGGCCGAGCUUCCCAGGUCUUGUAUGUCAAUCAGGAAGCCCUUGAGUCUAAGGAGGAGACAUCAGGAAGUAGGACUCGGUCUGGAGGAACAAAGGAGAAGACCAAAGCCGUUUCUGAAGGGGACUCUGAGGGAAAUGGGGAACUAAGAUACUUGCUGUCCUCAGGAGGAGGGGAAACCUCUGGAGCAGGGGAUCCACCCUGGAAGCCAGUGGAUCUUCACGGGAACGAAAUCCUGUCAGGGGGCGGGGGGCCUGGAGGCUCGGGGCAAGCUGUGCAUGGGCCUGUGAAGCUGGGAGGGACGCCCCCCGCAGAUGGGAAAUGCUUUGGGUGCUUGUGUGGAAAACGGUUUGCAGUAAAGCCGAAGCGGGACCGCCACAUCAUGUUGACCUUCAGCCUUCGCCCUUUUGGAUGUGGCGUCUGUAAUAAACGCUUCAAGUUGAAGCACCAUCUGACAGAGCACAUGAAGACCCACGCUAGAGCUCUGCAUGCCUGUCCCAACUGUGGCCGUCGGUUUCGCGUCCAUGCCUUUUACCUGCGCCACCGCGACCUGUGCAAGGGCCAGGGCUGGGCCACUGCCCACUGGACUUACAAAUGACUGCUAAUGCUGUAUACUGACUUCUAGGAUAAGACAUAGCCGCUGCUGCUGCUGCUGGAUUCUUACCCUUCACCACCUCAGUCCUGGAUCGUGUAGCCAUCCCAAGAGAUGAGAUACGUUAUGAGCCCCUUACUGUUGGCUAUGGGCCUCACCCUCGUGUGCUCGGAAGUUCAGGGUUCUCAGUUCAGCUGUUUGUUAAGCAGACUCUAGGAAAGUCAUACUUUUGAUCACUUAAGCUAUGUGGCCCUCUUUGUUUUGAUAGCCAGUGAGGAAACCAUUGACUUCAGAUGAAGUUAGUGAGAGAAGAGUUGGAACAAAAUGACCUAGUAACUUUUACUUCACCUUCACCAGGAGGUAAGGGAGCUGGUCUCCAACUAGAAACGUGUUUGAUUCAGAGCUCAACCAAUUGCCAGACUGAACUCCAU